This is a messenger RNA of Lontra canadensis (Northern American river otter), 2809 nucleotides long. RefSeq names its product solute carrier family 7 member 14 (gene SLC7A14). The transcript has 8 exons. Lineage: Eukaryota; Metazoa; Chordata; Mammalia; Carnivora; Mustelidae. The coding region runs from base 416 to 2731 and encodes 771 amino acids. The record is from RefSeq and is a predicted model, not a curated record. Gene Ontology annotation, biological process: transmembrane transport; amino acid transport. Gene Ontology annotation, cellular component: plasma membrane. Gene Ontology annotation, molecular function: amino acid transmembrane transporter activity.
CUCAAUAAUGUAAUGGGCCGCCCACGUGACUCCAGGAAGGCGGAGACAGGCGAGCUGGAGAGAAGACUGACAGGCUGCCUGGAGAGAGGUGAGGAGGGGGUCGAACUGAAUAAUUGAGGAGCUGUUCAGCAGCUGCGGCUACCUCCUGCCUUCCUUUGCCACCGCCACUCCGCAUCACAGUGGGAGAGACAGACUCUGGCGCUGUAAGUGCAGACGACUAGCCACCAGUCCCCGCAGCCUGUUAAUCGCCUCCAGCCCUCUGACAUUCAUGCCCAGGAGAAGGCGGCUUUGGGUCCCUCUGGACCUUUCCUAAAAAGGAGAUCCCUACUCACUAGAUGAGUUCCAGAAGCACCCACUAAGGCUCCCAUAGAACCUCUUUCAUCAGUUGGCCUUCACCGAGACCCUAUCACACAGGAUGAGUGGCUUCCUUGCCUCCCUGGACCCCCGGCGGGUGCAGUGGGGGGCUGCCUGGUAUGCCAUGCACUCCAGGAUCUUGCGCACCAAACCAGUGGAGUCCAUGCUGGAGGGAACUGGGGCCACCACAGCUCAUGGCACCAAGCUAGCUCAGGUGCUCACCACCAUGGACCUCAUCUCACUUGGCGUUGGCAGCUGCGUGGGCACGGGGAUGUACGUGGUAUCUGGUCUGGUGGCUAAGGAAAUGGCAGGACCCGGUGUCAUUGUGUCCUUCAUCAUUGCAGCCGUUGCAUCCAUAUUAUCAGGCGUCUGCUAUGCAGAGUUCGGAGUCCGCGUCCCCAAGACCACUGGGUCAGCCUACACCUACAGUUACGUCACCGUCGGGGAAUUUGUGGCGUUUUUCAUUGGCUGGAACCUGAUCCUGGAGUACCUGAUUGGCACUGCGGCUGGCGCCAGCGCUCUGAGCAGCAUGUUCGACUCGUUAGCAAACCACACCAUCAGCCGCUGGAUGGUGGACAGCGUGGGAACUCUCAAUGGCCUGGGGAAAGGGGAAGAAUCAUACCCUGACCUUCUGGCUCUAGUGAUUGCAAUCAUCGUCACCAUCAUUGUUGCACUGGGGGUGAAGAAUUCCGUGGGCUUCAACAACGUCCUCAAUGUGCUGAACCUGGCAGUGUGGGUGUUCAUCAUGAUCGCAGGCCUCUUCUUCAUCAAUGGGAAGUACUGGGCUGAGGGCCAGUUCUUGCCCCAUGGCUGGUCAGGGGUGCUGCAAGGAGCAGCCACGUGUUUCUAUGCUUUCAUCGGCUUUGACAUCAUCGCCACCACUGGAGAGGAAGCCAAGAAUCCAAACACGUCCAUCCCUUAUGCUAUCACCGCCUCCCUGGUCAUCUGCCUGACAGCAUAUGUUUCUGUGAGCAUGAUCUUAACUCUGAUGGUGCCAUACAGUGCCAUCGACACGGAAUCCCCGCUCAUGGAGAUGUUUGUGGCCCAUGGGUUCUAUGCUGCAAAAUUCGUAGUGGCCAUUGGGUCAGUUGCAGGACUGACAGUCAGCUUGCUGGGCUCCCUCUUCCCAAUGCCAAGGGUCAUUUAUGCCAUGGCUGGUGAUGGGCUCCUUUUCAGGUUCCUGGCUCACGUGAGCUCCUACACAGAGACGCCAGUGGUGGCCUGCAUUGUGUCGGGGUUCCUGGCAGCUCUCCUCUCACUAUUAGUCAGCCUGAGAGACCUAAUAGAGAUGAUGUCCAUUGGCACACUCCUUGCCUACACCUUGGUUUCUGUCUGCGUCUUGCUCCUUCGAUACCAACCAGAGAGUGACAUUGACGGUUUUGUCAAGUUCUUGUCCCAGGAGCACACAAAGAAGAAGGAAGGCAUCCUGGCUGACUGUGACAAGGAAGUUUGUUCUCCUGUGAGUGAAGGGGAAGAGUUUUCUGGCCCAGCCACCAACACAUGUGGGGCCAAGAACCUACCAUCUCUGGGAGACAACGAGAUGCUCAUAGGCAAAUCCGAUAAGUCAACCUACAGUGUGAACCACCCCAACUAUGGCACUGUGGACAUGACCACAGGCAUAGAAGCUGACGAAUCCGAAAACAUUUAUCUCAUCAAACUAAAGAAGCUGAUUGGGCCCCGUUACUACACCAUGAGGAUCCGGCUGGGCCUUCCAGGCAAGAUGGAUCGGCCCACGGCAGCUACAGGGCACACGGUGACCAUCUGCGUGCUGCUGCUCUUCAUCCUCAUGUUCAUCUUCUGCUCCUUCAUCAUCUUUGGUUCCGACUACAUCUCAGAGCAGAGCUGGUGGGCCAUCCUUCUGGUUGUUCUGAUGGUGCUGCUGAUCAGCGCCCUGGUGUUUGUGAUCCUGCAGCAGCCAGAGAACCCCAAAAAGCUGCCCUAUAUGGCCCCCUGCCUCCCCUUCGUGCCUGCCUUUGCCAUGCUGGUGAACAUUUAUCUCAUGCUAAAGCUCUCUACCAUCACAUGGAUCCGGUUUGCAGUCUGGUGCUUUGUGGGUAUGCUCAUUUACUUCGGGUACGGCAUCUGGAACAGCACCCUGGAAAUCAGCGCGCGCGAAGAAGCCCUGCACCAGAGCACAUACCAGCGCUACGACGUGGACGACCCCUUCUCGGUGGAGGAGGGCUUCUCCUACGCCACGGAAGGCGAGAGCCAGGAGAACUGGGGCGGGCCGGCCGAAGACAAAGGCUUCUAUUACCAGCAGAUGUCAGAUGCCAAGGCCAACACCCGGACAAGUAGCAAAGCGAAGAGCAAAAGCAAACACAAACAGAACUCAGAGGCCCUGAUUGCAAAUGAUGAGUUAGAUUACUCUCCCGAGUAGGAGUAAACACACAAGAAACGUGUAGAAACGGUGGUGAUUCCUUUUCAGUAACUUAAACCGUGGGCUAGAGGAUGAAAA